GAUGCGUUACUUUUAACAUAUUCUUGAGAAAGAAAAUUCUAAUGUUCAAUUUCCUUUUCUUUUCUCAUUUCUCAAUCUUGUAUAAUAUCUUCAGCAGUAUUAUCUACCUUAUAAUCAUUAACUGCAUCAUGUUCAGGCUCCUCUACUGAGCUAUUGACCUCGUACUACAGAGAUAUUGACCUCGAUCGUGUUAGACUGGUUCUUCCUUUUUCACUUUAAAUACUCACAAACCUCGUUUCCUCGAGAAGAACUGGGAGCACCUACUCCUCCGGUUUCUACAGGCUCUUCUUCGACUUCGAGAACAUUCUACGCCUCAUGUACAAGGGUCCUCAAGUUUCCAGCCUUUUCUGGCCUUACGCUUGGCUUCAGAGCAGUAACUUCGGGAAUGGCAACCGCAAUGGUAGAUCCACUUUCAACGAUAGCAGGGUUGUUGUGGUGGAUGAUUUGGGCUAUUUGGUUUCUUCUGAUAACUUCACUUUCAAAACAACUGAUUACGGAAUGAGACUCCUACGCAGAUUGACUCUUGAUCACGACGGCAACGUUCGCUUUUAUAGCAUGAAAGACGGAGAAGACAGGUGGUCUGUGUCAGGACUAUUUCAGCAACAACCUUGUUUUAUUCAUGGGAUUUGUGGACCCAACAGUAUUUGCAGCUAUGAACCAAGAACCGGAAGCAAGUGUUCCUGUAGUCCAGGGUAUAGAUGGUUUGAUAUUGAAGACUGGUCUCAAGGUUGCAUACCCAGUUUCCAACUUUGGUGCAACAACAGUGAGCAAAAAUCUCGCUUUCUAAGCUUACCUGGAGUUGAUUUUUACGGAUAUGACUAUGCCUUCUUUGGCAAUCACACCUACCGACAAUGUGCGAGUCUGUGCUCGCGGUUGUGCGAAUGCAAAGGGUUUCAAUACAAGCCUGUGAGGGGUGCUAAUGGUCAGUGCUAUCUCAAGGCACAGUUGUUAAAUGGCCGUCGUUCACCGAGUUCCACCAACUCAUUCUUCCUGAGACUGCCUUUGCCCCUCCAUGACUAUGAUGAGAGCGCUAGCAAUAAUGGUUUGGUUUGUGGAAGAAACGGUGGAGGAGCUAUAGUACUUGAGAGACCUGAAAAAGAAAAUGAGUUGGUGAAGUUCAUGUUAUGGUUUGCGAUUUCCUUCGGAGGAAUUGAGGUCGUGUGCAUCUUUAUGGUGUGGUGUUUCCUGUUUAGGAAUAACGGGAUGUUACCCAGACAAGGUUAUGUUCUUGCAGCUGCAACGGGGUUUAGAAAAUUCAGUUACUCUGAACUGAAGCAUGCCACUAAAGGUUUCAGUGAAGAGAUUGGAAGAGGGGGUGGAGGUACCGUGUAUAAAGGUGUCUUGUCUGAUGAUCGGGUUGUGGCAAUAAAAAGACUACAUGAAGUGGCAAACCAAGGAGAAAGUGAGUUCCUGGCUGAAGUAAGCAUCAUUGGAAGGCUUAACCACAUGAACUUAAUUGGCAUGCUAGGGUUUUGUGCUGAGGGAAAGUAUAGGUUGUUGGUUUAUGAGUACAUGGAGAAUGGUUCUUUAGCUCAGAACCUUUCAUCGAGUUCAAAUGUUCUUGAUUGGACCAAGAGGUAUAACAUUGCUCUGGGAACUGCGAGGGGUCUUGCUUACUUGCAUGAAGAAUGCUUGGAGUGGAUUCUGCAUUGUGACGUCAAGCCCCAGAAUAUACUUCUUGACUCUGAUUAUAAACCAAAAGUAGGGGAUUUUGGGCUGUCUAAGCUACUUAACAGGAACAACCUCAACAAUUCAAGCUUUUCAAGGAUACGAGGAACAAGAGGUUACAUGGCACCUGAAUGGGUUUUCAACUUGCCAAUCACUUCCAAGGUGGAUGUCUACAGCUAUGGCAUUGUUGUGUUGGAGAUGAUCACUGGAAGGAGUCCAACAACAGGUGCUCCAAUCACAGAGUUAGAAGCAGAGUCAACUCAUCAUGAGAGGUUGGUGACAUGGGUGAGGGAGAAAAGGAAGAAAGGAUCAGAAUUGGGAGCAUUUUGGGUGGAUGAGAUCGUUGACCCUUCUUUGGGAUCAAACUAUGAUAUGAAAGAAAUGGAGAUAUUGAUCACGGUGGCUCUGGAAUGUGUAGAGGAAGAGAAAAACCUGAGACCCAACAUGAGCCAAGUUGCUGAGAGGCUCCAAAGUCAUGACAACGAGUCAAGAUAGUUUGAUUGAAGAGGUUUCAUAUCUGGUUGUCACUUCCCUUGUGUUUUUUUUGUAGCUUUUGUCUGUCAUAUAUUGUAUGUGUUUCUGGUUCUUCAAUUUGUUGUGUUGUGCAUGCACUUCAAUGCUGCUGUUAUAUAUUUCUGCUGGUUAAAUAAAAUAUAUAUAUACCGUUUUUAGAAGUAUAUAUUUUUA
Messenger RNA from Vigna unguiculata (cowpea), 2355 nucleotides. Its product is annotated as putative receptor protein kinase ZmPK1. Gene Ontology annotation, biological process: recognition of pollen; protein phosphorylation. Lineage: Eukaryota; Viridiplantae; Streptophyta; Magnoliopsida; Fabales; Fabaceae. Gene Ontology annotation, molecular function: ATP binding; protein kinase activity. The record is from RefSeq and is a predicted model, not a curated record.